CAGUUUUACACUAGUUUUCAGUCAUGAAGCAAGAAGAGCAUCUGUGUGGGCGGGGCUUAAUACCGCUCGUCACUCGAGCGAUGAUGACAUCACUGAGCUUACGUAGAGACAAUGUCCCUGUCGUUGCUCCAUGAAUCGACAGUGUGGAUCACGUCUCAACAUCAAGGUGUGAAGACAGGAGCUGGAGAGGUUUGAAGGACGUUGAGUUGUGGUUGAGUGUAUUCCAGCAGCAUGUCCAUCUCCAGCACACCCACCAGUAAUGAUGCCUGUCUGAGCAUCGUCCACAGUCUCAUGUGCCAUCGGCAGGGAGGAGAGAGCGAGACGUUCGCCAAACGAGCGAUAGAAAGUUUGGUGAAGAAGCUGAAAGAGAAGAAAGAUGAGUUAGACUCACUGAUCACUGCCAUCACUACGAACGGAGCUCAUCCCAGUAAAUGUGUGACUAUACAGCGCACGCUAGACGGGAGACUGCAGGUGGCCGGUCGUAAAGGGUUUCCUCAUGUCAUAUACACACGGCUGUGGCGAUGGCCCGAUCUGCACAAGAACGAGCUGAAGCACGUGAAGUACUGCCAGUUUGCCUUUGACCUGAAAUGCGACAAUGUGUGUGUGAACCCAUAUCACUAUGAGAGGGUCGUGUCUCCAAGCAUCGAUCUGUCUGUCCUGACUCUGGGCGGCCCAGGUCCGAGUGGAGAGCUCAUGGUGAAGGACGAGUUUGAGGGUCAGCCGUCACAUUCAUCUGCUGAUGGAGGUCAUAGUAUUCAAACCAUCCAACACACUGGCACCUCCUCUGCUCCACCCGACGCUUUCCACAGCCCCGCCCUCCUGCCCCCAGCUGACUCCACAAGCUCCGCCUCCACUUCUGCAUUCACCAGUAUGGCUGCCGGUCCAACCAAUGCCCCCAGCUCAUGGCCCAGAGGAAGUAGUUUCCCCCCCAGCAUCCCCCAUCAGAACGGGCACCUGCAGCACCAUCCUCCCCUGCCUCACACGGGCCAGUACUGGUCAGUCCACAAUGAGCUGGCGUUCCAGCCGCCCAUAUCCACACAUCCAACUCCAGAUUACUGGUGCUCGAUUGCAUACUUUGAGAUGGACAUUCAGGUGGGCGAGACGUUUAAGGUGCCCUCCAACUGUCCCGUCGUAACGGUGGACGGUUAUGUGGACCCUUCAGGAGGAGAUCGCUUCUGUCUCGGCCAGCUGAGUAACGUCCAUCGCACCGAGGCCAUCGAGAGAGCCAGGCUUCAUAUCGGUAAAGGUGUCCAGCUGGAGUGUAAAGGAGAGGGUGACGUGUGGGUGCGCUGCCUCAGUGAUCACGCAGUGUUUGUGCAGAGUUAUUAUCUGGACCGCGAGGCUGGACGAGCUCCGGGUGACGCCGUCCACAAAAUCUACCCCAGUGCCUACAUCAAGGUGUUUGACUUGCGCCAGUGUCACCGGCAGAUGCAGCAGCAGGCAGCGACGGCUCAGGCGGCAGCGUCUGCGCAGGCGGCUGCGGUGGCGGGGAACAUCCCGGGACCGGGCUCUGUGGGGGGCAUCGCCCCUGCUAUCAGUCUGUCUGCGGCGGCAGGCAUCGGCGUGGACGACCUGCGGCGUCUCUGCAUUCUGCGCAUGAGUUUCGUGAAGGGCUGGGGUCCUGAUUACCCUCGCCAGAGCAUCAAGGAGACCCCGUGCUGGAUCGAAAUUCAUUUACACCGGGCCCUUCAGCUCUUGGACGAGGUUCUGCACACCAUGCCUAUAGCCGACCCGCAACCUCUGGACUGAUGAUCGGACAUUUAGAACAGUGCAUAAAUCAUAUAGCUCAAAACGACUUCACUGACCUGACUUUAGCCGUGGCAUCUCACAUAAGAUUGAAAACCAGCAAAUGCUACAAAACAACACUAGAUCAAACAGAACUGUUCAGAACCUUUUUUUAAAACCUUCACUUUUGAU
This is a messenger RNA of Rhinichthys klamathensis goyatoka, 1917 nucleotides long. It is a transcript of the gene smad4b, whose product is annotated as SMAD family member 4b. The record is from RefSeq and is a predicted model, not a curated record. Gene Ontology annotation, cellular component: heteromeric SMAD protein complex. Gene Ontology annotation, biological process: SMAD protein signal transduction; anatomical structure morphogenesis; BMP signaling pathway. Gene Ontology annotation, molecular function: RNA polymerase II cis-regulatory region sequence-specific DNA binding; I-SMAD binding; DNA-binding transcription factor activity, RNA polymerase II-specific. NCBI's taxonomy places the organism in Eukaryota, Metazoa, Chordata, Actinopteri, Cypriniformes, Leuciscidae. The coding region runs from base 232 to 1749 and encodes 505 amino acids. The transcript has 11 exons.